AUGUGGACUGAUGAACUCACGAGGCGCUAUGCGGCAGCCGAUGUGUGCGAAGGCGGGAAGCAGUCAGUACUCCGACCGUCCGCGGAAGGGUCAACGCUGCUGCUGCGAGCAGCGGCGUGCCUGCGCACGGAGGCGAUCGAUGAAGGCCUUCGCCUGGCAGAAAGGUCUCUUUCUGUUUUUCGGCAAUGCGGCGAUUCACGUGGGCUGGCAGAUGCAGCACGUCUCGUCUCCUGCGCGAUGAUUCACCAGGACCGCCGAAAAGAGGCCGACCGCCUUCUGCGCGACGAGUUGGCUGUGUUCCAGACUUCCGCCAGAUACACGUCGAAGUCUGCCGAGGCGCGCAUCUUGCAAGCCAUGGCAGACGUUAGCUCGGACAGGCGUGGUCAGAAGAAGCGCGAGGAGGCAUUGAAAGCCGCGGGUCAAGCCCGAGAUCUUGCUGUCGACGAGGCCGACAAAGGUCUGGAGGCUUCAACUCUGGCGGUCAUGGCGAAGAUAUUCAUCAAGUUCAAGGGUGAUCGCAGGGCAUGCGACAAAGAAGGACAUCGCCUGGCGACAAAGGCCUUGGAACUCUUCCGCGAGACGCAGGACGUGCGUGGGCAAGCCGUUGCUGCGCAGCACUCAGCCGUCGCUCAGUGCAAUCUCCAAGAGUUUGUGCCAGCACUGCAGUCGCUCCAGGCAGCUAUCGGCUUUUGGAAGCAGAGUGAGGAUGCCAUGCACGAAGCGCACUGCCUGGUCAUGAUGGCAGAGUGGCUCUUGCACUGGAAUCAGCCCACGAGGGCCGGGCCAGCCGCCGACCAGGCAUUGGCUCUGUACAACAGCCACGGCAUCGGCGGGCAGCGUGCGACGAAAGCAUUGCAGUUGGCCGUCCGAGCCCAGAUCAGCAACGGCGAGCCCUGGCGUGCGAUCUGGACGUCAGAAGAUGCCGUGGCACGGUCUCGUGAGAAGAAGGAUCAGCGCGGCGAGGCAAAAGCCCUGCUAUGCCUGGCUGAAGGUUACACCUGUUCGCCAUCAGGCCGUGAGCAGCAAGAGGCGCCUGCCAACGCAGCUGGAAGACCUCCACCCGAGGACGCUGUCGCCGCCAUGCAGAAAGCCUUGCAAAUAGCAAACGGGCUGAACGACGAAACCCUGGAAGCCGAGGUCAUGACAAAGCUCUCCUCAAUGCACGUGAAGCGCAUAGAGAUGGAAGAAGCCAUCUUCGCUGCACAUGACGCAUUGAGUCAUCGCGAUGUAAAGGAUCCUGUUGGCAAGGGCCAAGCGUUUCAAAGCCUGGCUGCGGCACACCUGCACAACAAGGAUUUUGCCACAGCUGAGCGAGCAGCGCGAGCAGCCCGGGACAUCUGUCGCAAAGACGGACGUUGGCAAGGUGAUGCUGCAGGCGUCAUGUCCAUGGCGGAGGUGCUCCUCGCAGAGCAGAAAAUUGAUGAUGCAGUCGACCUAGCUAAAGAGGCGCAGUCGCUAUACAGUGAGCAUCAUGACCGCCGUGGCGAGGGAAAAGCUCUGAUCUUUGUUGCGAAAGCCAGAAUGUCAAGCGAGGAGUACGAAAAGGCGUGCUUUGCCGCAGAGCGGGCUCACGAGCUGUUCGCUCGCCUUCGAGAUGACGAGGGCAAGUGUGAAGCUCUCGUGCUUGCAGCGCAGUGUCGCAUUCAGCUUCUGCAGAGACAGCAGAAGCAAAGCUCUGCGAAGCUGAAGGGUAAAAAGGCAUUCCUGAAAGCGCCUUUGCCAUGGGAGGAUCUUUCCAAAGCAUCGAAAGCUUCAACCCAGGCCAGGGAGGCGGCCAAGAAACUUGGGGAUUCCAAAGCCGAAGCGGCCGCACUCUGUGCCCUCGCCCAGAUUUACAUCUUCAACGGUAGACCUCAGACCGAGAUCUUCAACACUUUAGACGAGGCCUUGUUCGUUGCAGCUGAGGCUGAGGACCCAAAGAGCGAGGGCACUGCCCUGCUGCUUCAAGCGCAGAUGCACCUCGAGGCAUCCGAAUUGCAAAGUGCGCUGAAAGCUGCGAGGCAAGCCCAGCUCAUCGUCGACAAAAGCGGCGAUGCAGCACAGAAGUCGCAAGUAGAAUCGAUCCUUGAUCAAUUGCGCGGGCACGAGUUCCGCGUCGACGAGGCACCUCGAAUCGACCCUCGAAUGGUCGUAGGUCAGAUGGCGCUGCCAAUGGUGUCGGGCCCAGAUCCGGCGGCGGUUCGUGCAACGAUCCAGGAGGUGACAAAAAAGAUGGUGGGCAGCGGCAACGACAUCGAAGCUGAUAUGCCCCUUAUGGACAUAGGAAUCAACAGCAUGAAUGCCGUGCUCUUUCGCAACAAGCUCAUCACCGAGUUCAAGGAUGUGGAGCUGCCGACAACGCUUGUCUUCGACUAUCCCACGGUCAAAACCUUGUCAGGACUGGUGGUCGAGCAGGUCACCCAAGCUGCGACGGCAGCUCAGCAGCAAGCCAUGGCAGCCGCGAUGCCGAUGAUGGCGAUGCCGGGUUCGGGGUACCCUGUGAUACCGCAGCCAGGUGUGACUCCCAUCGAAGUUGCCUCAAAGAUUCAAGAGGUUACCAAAGGAAUGGUGGGAAGCGACCGCGACAUUGAUGCGGACAUGCCGUUGAUGGACAUAGGCAUCAACAGCAUGAACGCAGUGCUGUUCCGCAACAAGCUCGGAAGCGCCUUUGAAGGUGUGGAGCUGCCAAACACACUGGUGUUCGAUCAUCCAACGGUCAAGGACUUGUCCGAGCUUCUGAUGCAACUGACGGCCGGCUAG
Symbiodinium sp. CCMP2456 is the source of this 2739-nucleotide messenger RNA. The record is from the annotation of a GenBank genome assembly. Lineage: Eukaryota; Dinophyceae; Suessiales; Symbiodiniaceae.